UCUCCGAACGAAGUCUGGCCCCGGAAAGUCGCGCGCGGCCCAACACCCGCCCGCCUCAGUUUCUGCCCAACUGAAACUGAGGCACGCGAAAAAUUGUGACAAGUGUCAAAACUUUACUUAACUUACCAGUGAGUGUGUGAUGACCUGGGACCAGACUUUCGAGGCAAGAGGUUGACCACAAAAGGCACAACAACAUCAAAAUGCCGCUAAUCAAGUCUUGCUGCUGUUGGAGGAGCCUGCGUAGGGGCUGCUAUGCAUCAGGGACUUACACCAUGCUAUAUUUUGCCGUGACCAUUAUCACCAUGGGUCAUUUUAUCGAAGUUGAGCAUCGCUACCUCAGCGGGCAGAUGAGCCAGCCCGAGUCGGAGAGUUUUUUGCAACCAGAUAAGAUCACACCGAUCACCGUUUCCUUGAACAUCACGCUGCUGGCUUGCAGUACUCUGGGACUCAUUUCCUGCAUCCUCAUGAUCGUUGGCGUUUACACGGACAAGAAGUUCCUGCUCCUCCCCUGGAUCGUCUCUAUGGCUCUGGAGACCCUCGUCGAAGUUAUCAAUCUGGGUUACCUCUUCUACCUUCAGACCUUCAAUUUCAAUCCUAUCACUGCUUUCCUGUUCACCCUGGACUUUUUCAUCAUCGUCUUGAACGUUUACACGAUGUUCUGCGUCAUUUCCCAGUUCCAGGAAUACCUCGCUGGCCGCGGCACCGCAGCUUUCGACACCAACGACCGGCUCGCCAGCGUCCAAUACACGGCGACGGCCCAACACACCACCACCACGAGUUCGGCACCAAGUGGCCGUCGUCGAUCUGCUGGCAGACCAGCCCCAAGUCGCUGUGAUCUCGAGGAACAUUCCGAGGUCCAAGCAAAGAAUGCUUCCACAUUUCCAAAAACAUCUCGAUCGCAUGUAAAAAAACACGUACAAUUCCCAGAUGCAAAUAGUUGCAUUGAAGAAGCUACUGAAGCACCGCCAACUGUUGAAGAAAAACCUGAAGCACGUGUGAUCAGCUCGUUAUGGAUGGAGCUGGAGUCGGAAACGCCUGCGCCAGAACGAUGACGGCGUCGCAGCGAGCAGUACUACCGGCCGGUAUCUCGCGCGCGUCUCGAACGCCGCAAGAUGUCCGCAGCCGGCGUACCGCCCGCCGACACUGACACCAAGGAUUCGUAUCUGUAGCCAGAGCAAGGAUUAAGAUCAAAAUAAUGUUAUCUUUCCAUUAUUCAUUCAAAAAUUAUCAUCCAUCAAAAUUAAAACCAUCAAUAUUUACCAUCAUCUUUAGUUAUUUUAAUUGUUUAUUUAAUAUUUUUUAAUGUCUUUCUGAAAAAGUCAUGUAACAUCAGAAAAAAAUUGAGCAAUCGUACCUAAAGCUCUCUUUCUUGCGGUUCGGGUCCUGAUUUCGCUCACAAAAAUUGUGAAUUUUCCCAUCUUCAUGCGGUAUUAACAAAAAUACACAACGGACAGAAGCAAAUCCAAACAGAAAGAAAAAAUAUCGUUUAAUGGUCUCAAUUAUUUGAUAUUAAGUUGGUUAAAUUGAAAAUUAUAAAAUCAUUUGGAACGUUAAGAACAAACCUUCAUAUAUUCGAGCAUGACGUCGCAGACUGAGAUUUCAUCUCUAUGUGAUUCUAUUAUACAAAACAUGGGUUUCGCCAGCCGUUUAUUUAGCGGGGAAGGGAAAUGAUCGAGGGGGUAUACAUUUGUAUUCAUUUUUAUAUAACUAUAAUAUAUAUAAUUUUUUACAUUUUUGUAUUCUCUAGGGGAGGGUUUACUUUAUAUAUUCCUAAUAUGUAAUUGUACAUUUUUCAAUUCUACCGUCAGCACUCACGACCUCAAAAACUAAAACUAAGCAAAAAGUACUCAAAUCUUGUAACCAUUAAACUAAUCACCGGAAUUCAAUAUUAGUUAUUUGCCCUAAAUAGUUAGAUCACGCAGUCUUACAGAUUAAAGGUCACUUGACAACAGCACACUAAACAAAACCUAACAACAUAUUAACAAGCUGCUCAAGACCUCAGACUCGUCUUUAACUUCAAAAAAAAUCGGAUGAUCCAUUUGUCGCUCUGUCAGACGAAUGCGCGAGUAUACGAAGGUUAAAAGUAUGAUUUCAAUUCGUUCUUGUCAAAAUUUUUAUAAAAAAAAAAUAAAAAAGCCAAUGGGACAAAAAAUCGAUAUUUUUUCCAAGCAUGAUGAAACGAUUUGUAAAACCCUAAAAUUGUAUAUUUUUGUAAGAAGCAAGUCAAAAUUAUUUUGAGAAA
Papilio polytes (common Mormon) is the source of this 2242-nucleotide messenger RNA. RefSeq lists its product as uncharacterized. Bases 201 to 1052 code for a protein of 283 amino acids. The transcript is spliced from 10 exons. NCBI's taxonomy places the organism in Eukaryota, Metazoa, Arthropoda, Insecta, Lepidoptera, Papilionidae. The record is from RefSeq and is a predicted model, not a curated record.